AUGACAGUUCUCCGCGAACAUCAGUACAAAUGUCUGCUGGAGCAGGAAAAACGAUCGGAACAAUGUACCGUACAUCGAAACGACACGAUACGCGAAGUCGUGGGGGCGCUCCAAAAUCAAUCCAGUAGGGUAUCAACCAACUCGAAUGAGUACUACUCGCUGAUCAAACAAACCCUUUCUCAUUAUGAAUGCAAAACACUCCGAGCCAAAUUGGAGUGUCUCUACGCGAUACUCCAUAUCACCUGCCCGUCGAACGCCGUACGAUUAAUCAUGAACUAUUUCAAAGAAAGUUUGCCAGAUGGGUGUACAUUCAACUACGAAGAUCGACUGCUUCGGUAUCUUGAAUCGCGCAAAGUUGCUCCACAUCCGAUCCAACAAGACUACGGAGAACGUGGAACUAUGGCUGCCCGAUCACCAGAAUUCGCCGGAAAGAUUGCCCCAAAAGCCACCCUGGAGAAAGUACAAGGUGGCGUGUCAUCUAUCACAUUCAAAAUCCACUUAGUUUUAUAUUGUUGUGUCGUGACAUUAUCUCUAAUUGUAUGACGGGAAAUGUCUGUCUCUGUUUACUUCUAGGAACAGAAUUUCUUCAUGCUUUCAAAUACCUCAACGAAAGGAGUUGCCGAACGAAACGAUUUUUUCGUGAAGUGACUAUAUUCUUGUUUUUGCAAAUGUUUGCAAACAGUUGGUCACCCGGUAUGCUAAAGAUUCCAGGUUCACCUUGCCCACAUCUUCCACUGUACACAUUUCACCAAAUUUGUUACACAAUGUUCG
Molecule: messenger RNA, 771 nt
Organism: Opisthorchis viverrini
Lineage: Eukaryota; Metazoa; Platyhelminthes; Trematoda; Opisthorchiida; Opisthorchiidae
Exons: 2
Coding region: 1-543 (180 amino acids)
Source: RefSeq, a predicted model, not a curated record